Cetraspora pellucida is the source of this 9402-nucleotide messenger RNA. NCBI's taxonomy places the organism in Eukaryota, Fungi, Glomeromycota, Glomeromycetes, Diversisporales, Gigasporaceae. The record is from the annotation of a GenBank genome assembly.
AUGACUGUUAAUAAUACUGUUUUAUAUUUUAUUCGUACAGGUGAUGGUAUUGCUUGGUACAUCAUUAAAAUCGAUGAUACCAAUUACCUAAUUGACGGUGGUCCUUCCACCUUCCCAUCUUAUCAAUAUUUUAAAUCUGUCCUCUCAGAGCAUAAACUCUCUCAUUUUAAAAAGAUUAUUAUUACGAAUCCACGUAAAAAGCAUCUUGGUGGUAUACAGAGAUUGUUAAAAGAAGAAUACCUUUCACCUAAUGGUAUUCAUGCUUUAAAUAUUGAUCAUGUGAUCAUGACUGAAGAAUUUAGAAAUAAAAAAAUUAUCGAUAUUUUAACCAACAUCGGAUUUGGAUUGGAUAAUAAAGAGCCAAAAGUUGUACAUCCAGAUACAAUUAUGGAAUUCUUUUUUCAUAAAAGUGGGAAGCAACUAAUUUUAAAGCAUAAAGAACAAGACGUGGAUUCAUCAAGUAUACUUACAUAUGUACAAUAUGAUAACGACAAAACCAAAAAAUCCGUAUUUCUCACGAGUGAUAAUGUUGCUUCAUGGAUACAAGAAGUAUUAACCACGAAGUUAAACUUAUAUCAGCCAAUGCAACCAAAUGAACGUCCAUAUAUUGAUAUCUUUCAGGUACCUCGCCAUGGGUCAAAAAUUAAUUCAAUAAUUACAGAAACUUAUGUCCAUCCACCCAAAUAUGUGCAUCAACAAUUUGCUUUAAUGAUCAUUUUGUAUUAUAGCGGCCAAUAUGGCUUUAAUGAAACAAACAUUGACGUUAACGCAGAUUUCGAAAUGAUGCUUAGCUUUAUUAAUUUCAAAGCAUUUAAUAAAGCAGCUCUAUUGCAGGGGUAUAAUCAAACCUUUUCAAAUCGAACUGCAAUUAAACGUUUUUUAAAGCUUAUGGCAAAAGCAUUAACUAUUCGAAGCUCUUCAAAAGACCAUAAUGUUGAUUGGGAUUGGAAUGAAAUUAAUUGGUCAGAGGUUUUAAGAAAAUUAUACAGGAUUUAUAAAACGAACCAGAAUGCCGAACCACGUCAUUGGCCAAAAUAUGAUUUUAUUAAAGAUGUAAUUGGGGAAGAUAUUACUGAGGAACUACUUAAUUCAUAUUAUAAAAGUAUAAAAGAAAGAAUAUUUGACAAUUUCGACCUUGUCAUCUCCACAAAAAAUAAAAUAAAACACCGACCACAAUAUGCAACACAUUUCAGGCCACUACUUAGUCCAAUGUGGCAUUGUCUUAAUAUCUCUCCUUUAGCAUUUCGAUAUAUAGUAUCUUCUAUCUCCAAUUUUUAUAAAUCAUUUAUUGUGAGGACCUAUAUUAUCUCUUCAGGAUCGAAACAUGGACAUCCGAGUCCAUUAGUAAUAAUUGGAAUUAUUAAGUCUAUUUUAGAGGAUUCAAGAAAUGCAAGAAUCUUGUUAACUGGUGGAUCAAAAAUUAAUAUGAAUUCAUUAGCUUCAACUGUCGAUGAUUUGUUGAAAAUUGAGAAGGAUGAAUUCUAUAACAUAUACAAACUUUUAAACAAACACAUUAAAAUUUAUGCAAUUAAUGACAAUUCAUUUGAGGUUGGCAUCAAUCUUUUUAAUGACGAAUUCGAAGACCCAAAAAGUGUAAGACUUUUGAGUUGGAAUUGUUCUGAUAGUAAAGAAAUAAAAAAAAUCUCUGAUAGUUUUAAACCUAUUCCGGAACAACCAAUCAAUAAAAUCUCUGAAUUUUAUAUCAAGAUUUCAAUUAAUGAUGAACAACUUUGGCUCGGUGUUAGCAAGAAAGGAAACUUGAUUCCUUCAUAUAAACCUGUUUCGUUUUUUAUAUCCAACGUACCAUUUUUAGAUCAAAUUGCAUAUCGAAUUUCUAGUUGUAAUUCCAACUUUAUCGUUAGAUUUGAGUGGGCAACCAGGAAUAAAUAUGAUGAUUUUUAUUUAAUAGAUUUAAGUACGGAACAAGAUCUUUAUUAUGCACUUGACUAUGAUGAUGACUUUUAUGUAGUUCCCUUACAUUUUAAGAAGCAACUUACCAGUGAGGAAAAUAGUGAACAUAAUACACUUUCUGGUUUGACAAUUAUAAACGCUCUUAAUUAUAUUAUAAGAGCCUGCAACGUAAAAAAGGUAUUCAAAUCCUUUUUAAAUGAAUGUUUACUUCUUCAAGCUGACUUAGACUCAGAACUUGAAUGGAGAUUCACUCAGAAUAAUCUAAUUGAUAUAAAAAGUGCUAUUAUCAGAUUAAAAAAGUCAGAGCUUCAAAAAUUUUGUUCUUUUUCCCCUUUUUUUAAACAUGCAACAGCUAUGCAGGUUAAUAUUGAAAAUGCACACCUCGAUAAUCUGCAAUUAGAAAUUAAGAUAUUCUUAGACAAUGGAUCAAAAAGUAACUGGGUAUGGACUCCAGAGAUAUCAGAUAUAUCUAUAACCAAAUCCGUUUACGAUUAUCUAUUGAAUGCAAAUGUUUCACAAAAGAAGUGGAAAGACAUUACGUUCAGUUAUUUAAGUUUAUUAAUAAUGCCUCCAUUAAUGGUAACGCCGGAAUUUCUAAAAGUCCCUUUACCUUUCUUAUCUGGCACUACAUUGUUAGAUCUAAAAGUUAAUAAAGAAAUUUCGGAUAUUAAUUUUGAAAUUGGUCCUACUGGUGCUAGAUUGAUUCAAAUUGAACUUUUUUUAGAUUUGGAUAUAUCAAUAAAAGAAAAUAUUUUUUAUCUUGAUGGCAUCCAAAUUUCACAAUUGAAUAACAUUAAAGCUACAAUUAUUAACUCGGAUGCUGUUAAUGGUGAUCCAAAUAUAACUAUAGAGGCGCAUGCUAAUAUCAAGGACAAUUCAAUAAAGAUAUUAACUAAAAACGAAAAUGAACAAGUUUUAAAAGUGAACUUUAACGAUGAUACAACUUUUGAUAAAAUUGCACUGGCUUUAAAUGUUUCUGAAAACAUAUACAAUAAACUUAGGGUCCCUUUAUUUAACACGUUAUUGAAUGAAUUUUUAAAGGACAUUAAACCGGAAUUUGGUUUAUUAUUUUAUCCAAUAACUGAGCCUCCCACAAUGAAUUUUUAUCUUAAAAAUAUUAGCAUUUUUUCGAACAAAUUUCCUGAGAUGAAAAAAUUCAUACCUUCCCAAAUUUACCAAAAUUUAAGAUUAACAAAUGUAUCCAUCGAUAUUUCUAUAUAUAACCCAUUAUAUAUUGAAAAUACAAUUGGUUUAGAUAUCAAAUUUAAUCUUUUAACCACGGAUGAUAAAAAACUUGCUGGCAACCUUUCUUAUAUUCCUGUUAAAAACACAGAACAGCCUAUACUGGUCUCUAUCAAACCCCAAGAUUUAGAUGAUAAUAAUCCAUUAAACGUAAAGGAAAUGUUAAAGACCAUUGGUUUAUAUGACACAUUCGAAAAGCUUAAUGAAGUCUCACCAAUAUUAUGGUUUCAUGUGAAGAAUUUAGAAUCCGUGAAUUUUCAAUAUCUUGAGUUACAAAUUAAAUUGAAUGAACAGAAUGCUAUUUAUGAAAUUGGUGAUUUCACUUUUGGAAUUUCAAUUCCAAAGUUCAUAAUCAAGGAGGGCGUUAUUGAAGUUAUAAACGCAAUCAUAGAUUUAGGAUAUAAUGGCACACUAUGGUCAGGAAGUAUUCAUGGAAUAGCUGAGAUAAUUGGAAAAGAUACAAAGUAUAGUUGUCAGAUCGAAUAUAUGCCACCAACAAAAGAGCAGCAUGGACGUCUAUUAAUUAAAAACAUUGAUGAAAGUCUUAAUUUAAAAGAGAUUAUUCAAAUUUUACAACUUGAAAAUAUUUCUAUAAUACCAGUUCUUGGAAAACUUUUUGAAACAAUGAAUAUUUCGAAGAUUAAUAUUAAUCAAGUUAAUUCGGAUUACUCAGAUUUUAUUAUUCAAGAUUUGUCGUUUAUACUUCAAUCAAAUAAACUUAUACUAGGACCUUUAACUAUAGAACAAUCGGAAGUGUGUAUUUCCUAUUUUCCUCCAAAAAAUGAUAAAGAUUCAGCAAUAUGGAAGUUCAGCAUUGAGGGAUAUAUUGAUAGAAUGAUUGCUUCAUUAAUUUACAAUAAUGAAAAUCGUAAAAUUCAGGCCACUUUAGUUCCAGUUAAAAGUAAAAAACUUAAAGAAAUUAAGUUCAUAAAAGCACCUAAAUUUUCUGAUAAUUCUAUGUAUUCUCAGGUGUGUGAUUCAGAAAUAACAAACGUCGAAUUGAUUAUUAAUAUCCAUAUGGAUAGUGUGUAUGUCGAAACUUUCAAAACCAAAUUAGGAAAAGUAUUAUCAUAUGAUGGAUUUAUUCUUGAUAAUUUAACAUUUAAAUAUGAGGAGGUGAAAUAUAUGCUUAUAGAUAAUCAUAGUCCCAAUAAUGUAGCUCCGCCUCAUAGAAAACACAUAUUAAAAGCUAUAAUUUCUCGUAAGGAAGAUAUUAGUGCAGAAAUAGAAAUUGAUUGUUCUGAAAAUGUCGUAGAAGCUUCUAUUACUUCAUUUUCAGAUUCUUCAUUAUUAGGCAUAUUAAAAUUUCUAAUAGGAUAUAAACAAACUUUACCAGAUUUAUUACCAAAGUUACCAAAUUUACCGAUUUUUGAUAAUAUUAAAUUGGAUCAAAAAUUUUUUGUAAAAAUUUCGAUAAAGCCAUUCAAAAUAAUUGCCUUCAAUAUUUCUGUUGAGAAUGAAAUAGACAGAUAUGAAAUCCCUUUAAUAACUUUGCAACCUUUUGGAGUAUCAAUCAAUUACGAAUAUGAUCUCGAUAGAAAAAAAGAAAAACUUGAAGGGAUAUUUUAUGGAACAUUUCUCUUGCUUGAUAUGUCAGAGCUCAGAUUAAAAUUUGCAAGAUCAAAUACUGAAGAUGAAAAUAUAGUUGUUGCAAGUAUAGAAUCUAUCAAAAACGAAGGCUCUAUCUAUAUUUCAGGUGUUGUUGAUACGUUGCUAAAUGAUGUAAAUGAAGAUAAAGGUUGGUCGACCCACACUCCCAAGGAAAUGAGAUCACCAAAAUUCAUCGUAAAAUCUCAAAAUAGUUCACAACCAGUUACAUUAUCUGACAUGAUCUUGGCAACUGAGGAACAAGCUUACCUUCACAUUAACCUUGCCGAAACAUCUGUUGCGCUAUAUGCAUCAAUCAAAUCAAUCGGUAAUGCUUUGCUCUUAGUUAAAAAGUUGAAUACAAAGACUUCAAUUAACAAUGAAUUUGGAUACCUAUUUUCAUUAAAAAUACCUAAUGAUUUUCAAUUCAAAGACUUAUUUAAAUCAACAAACAUUGUAUAUAACAUAGACGAGAUGCUGCCUUUGAAGCAAGCAAAUCUUGUGCUUGCGUCAUAUGAGAGCAUAACAUUUGAAAAUGCUAAAAAGGAAUUAAAUAAAAUAAUCAAAGAUCUCAAUGAUAAUUUAAACUUGGACGAUGAAAAUUCUAAAGAUAAAAAACAAAUUGAAUUUGAGGAUAUUAUUCCAAUUACAUUACCUGAUCGAAAAGAUAUUUAUGAACCGAUAUUAGUACAAGGUGUAAAUUUAUAUGCAAUUUUAGAUUAUACUAAGGAACAUUCGUUUUUAUUAAAAAACCCUUGUGCAACAACAGAUUUGGUUUCCAAAUCACCAAAAAUAUUGAUUCAAUUAUCUUUACGCACUGAUGCAUCUUUGUCUGAAAGUGAAUUUAAAGCAACCAUUGAAGAUUUAACACUUUAUUGUGGCAUAAGUUUUGAAAAAAUUUCAUUUUCAUAUAAACCAGAAAAUAAUGAUUCUAAUAAAUCUGAAUUAAUUAUUUCUGGAGAUUUGAAUUUUGAUAAACUUCUUGGUACGAAAGGAGUUAAUAUAAAGGGCAAGUUGAUCAUCAAAAAAGGAAGCUCAUCAUUUGAGGUGAACUCAGAAUUAUUAAAGUCACAGGUCAUUGAACAUCCAUUUGGAAUGAGCGGGAUAUGUAUUAAAGAAUUAGAUUUUGGAAUGAAUUUUGAAUAUGACCCUGAUUUUGUCAUAAUAGAAGCUAAUAAAGCAUUUAAUAGAAAGUUACAAAAUAGGACGCAUUUAAUAGGCAAAGUUAGUUUUCGUUCAGAAAAGUUGAAUAUGGAAACUAUUUUAAAGGGAAGGAUUUUAUUCGUAAACGGAACACCGACACCAUGUGUUUGCAGUAUAAGCAUUGAAAAUCCAAUUGAAAUUACACAUUUACUUGCUACAAUACUUUCUGUGGAAUGGCCUACAGAUUUUCCUAAUAUUAUUUUUACUGAUGGAGAGAUUUAUUACAUGGCAGAAAACUUUCCUGAAGAUAGAAUAAUAAUCGAUGGAAAUGUUUAUUAUAAAGGAUACAAGAUUAGAGCAUUAAUAGAUUUUUUUGGAAUGGUCAAUAUUUCAAUCACUGCUCAAGUUAAGAAAGGAAUGAUAAUAAUUAAAGCGGAGAAUAUUAAUUCAGAAAUAAAUUUGGGAUUUAUUAAAAUCACUAAAUACAACUUGACCAUAGAGUCACAUAAACAUUUAACAAGUAAAACUUUAGAAUUAAGUAAAAGUAAUCAUAGCAUUGAUAUUAAUGGUUUUCUUGAAUUAUUUAACAUGAAGACUGCUGAAUUUAAAUUAAAUUAUAAAAAUAAAACACGAUGCCUUGAAGGAGAAAUUAAUAUAAAAGGAUCUCUACUUGGAAUAGAUAAUCCAACAAUCAGAGGAUAUUGGUCUCAAAAGAAUAAAUUCGUUAUUACUGAAUGGCCAAGCCUUUGCCAAAUGUUUUGGGAGGCAGCAAAAUUCGCAAACAUUAUUGAAAAAGCUUCAGUUGGUUUAGUUGGUUUAUGCGAAGUUAUUUCAGAUCUUAACUUUGAAGAAGGUUUUGAUUGUCACUUCGAUAUUAAUUUAAAGCAACUUGAACCACAAAGUGAUACUUUAGUUACUUUUUCAGUUACGGGAAAAUAUUUAAUAAGGAUAAUAGGAGGAAGAGAAAAGUCAACAGAAAUUUUAGAAAUUGAUAUUCCGUCAUCAAUUCAAUUUGAUAUUAUAUAUCCAAUACAUGAUAAAGAUAUACCAAGCCGUUUAUUAAAAGAUUUUAAAGAGCAACUACCAAAAAGUGCCGUAAAAUUUGUGCAAAAUCUAUUAAAAGAUCCUGAAAAGUUUGUAAAGUUUUUAAACGGCUUAUCAAUUGCUACUUUAAUUAAAUUAAGCGAAAGUUCUUUAAAAGGAUUUGUAUGCUUAAUUGACGAUGAAAUAAAUAAAUUAUCAAAAGCUACAUCAGAUGCAAUGAAAAAAUGUGCCAAGAACAUUUUAGAGACUAAACAACCUAAACAUAGUCCUAAAAAAAUAGAAGGGGGCAUUAAAGCAGUUGAAGAAGCACAAACGUUAAGUAGUGCUAUAGAAUUGGCUAGUCCACUGCUUUUAAUGACUGGAGGGUGGCUUGGAUAUUUUAGUGUUGCUAUCGAGUUAAUAACAAUUGAUCUAAAAAAUCUUUAUGGUAAUCAAUCUAAUGAAGAAAAAGAAAUUAGAAAGAAUAAAAGCGAAAUGGUAGAACUUGAUAAAAGGAUAAAAAAUGCAGUAGAAAGGUUUUUAAAAAUGGAUUAUUUAACUCCGGAGUUGGAAUUUUGUUCGGAUAAUACUUUAAAAAUCAAAUGGAAUAUUCCUAUAAAUGCGGCAAAUGACAAAUUAGCCGAUAAAAUUCGUUAUAAAUUGGACUUUAUUAUUUUUGGAAAAGAAAUAAUAAAAACGUAUAUUAUUAUUGGGAAAAAAGAAAUAGAAAGUGAUAAAUCGGAUAAUAAAAUAUUAUCAUAUGUGUUAAGUAAUGAGUUAUUAAUGAAAUGUAAUAAAUGCUCGGUCAAAAUAACAGCAUUACUUCAAUAUGAUAAAGAUUAUUAUUCUGGGUCGCAAUCAAAAGAAGGAGAAAUCGAACAUAAACCUAAAUUGUAUCCUCCAACCAGGAUAAAGUUUGCAUAUAAUGCACACGAUAAAAUUCUUACCACUGAAAUAAUUUCAGAAGAUAAGGAUAUUCAGCAAUACUAUUGCGAAUUAAUCAAUCAUAAUGACGAUAAUAAUGAUGAUAUAAAUGUAGUUUAUCAUGAAACUAUAAACAUAAACACUUUAGAAAGUACAUUAUUGAUAAUUAAUGCAGAGGAGAAAUUAAUUUUUUGUUCUGGUGGUAGAUAUAAGAUACGAUGUUCAACAAAAUCAACUAAUUGGAAAGAUAGUGAAUUUAAAUAUUCUGAUGAAGUAAUACCACGACUACCUUCUCCUAUAUCCGUAGAAUUUAAACGUUUUUAUGACACUAAAAAAGAUGCAGAGUAUCUUAAAAUUCAUGUAAAAGAUAUAACAGACCAACAAUUGCGUGGUUAUACAUACGAUGUUAUAAAUGACAAUGGCGUUAUUUAUUCUUUGCCAAAUGAGGAAGUAUCAAUGAAUCCUCCAAAUUUAAAAUUAGAUGAAUUAAGAAGGAUUACAAAACAACCCAUCAUUGAACAUUAUAUACGCAUAAAGAAAAUUGCAAAAGAGGAAUCCAAUUGGAUGGAUUCGGGUUAUACAUUAUCUAGUAAAUCGUUUAAAUUUUUAUCUCAGGUAAAUAACAUCAAAGGAUCAUAUAAUAUAAAUAAUAAUGUAUUGGAAAUUAUGUGGGAUCCAGUUGAAAAUGCAUCACAAUAUGAAGUGUUCUUACUUGCCUUUGGUCAACGUUUGAGUUUUAAUAAAAUCCCAGAAACUUUUAUUGAAUAUGAUAUGCAAGAAUUUGAAAAGCAAAUAAUGAAUUCUGGCUGUCCAAUUAUUACAUAUACUUGCACGAUUCAAGCAGUAAAUGGUAAAGGAUCUUUUGAUGGACCAGUAGCUCAUAUUAAUAAAGGCUUUAAGCAACUUCCAAAACCAACAAAUGUUAAUAUGGAAAAAAUUUCAAAUAAACUCCAUAUCACCUAUACACCAAUUACACUUUCGGAUAAUUUGAAAAAAGACUUUAAAGGAUAUAGGAUUAAUUUAUGUAAUAUACAAUCACCAAAUGAACGUUUAGUAGCUAAAUCACCUUUAAUUGAAGACAUCAAUUCAGGAUGUCAUGAUUUCCAUUUUGAAGAUAUUAAAUUUGAGGAAGUUAAACAUGAACUAUCUCUUGCUGAAAUACGAGAAAUACACGACUCACCAGAAAUUGCAGAAUUUCAUGCUUUUGCACAAUCAAUUGGCGAUAAAGAUGAAUUUGAUAGUAUUAUUGCAAAUUCAAAUUCUGUAGUUACCCAAUUUAAAGCACCUGAAAACAUAUUACUUGAGCUUGAAAAACAAGAGUUUUCCGUAACCUAUUUCGCACCAACUGAGGGUUUUUACGAGGCACAAAUCAUAGACAAUAAUGAUCACAAUAAUAUAUUUGGAGGAGCAAAGAAGAAAGCUUCCAAUGGGAAUGAUGAAAUUAUUAUUCAAGGGUUAAACUUGAAAAAGGAUAUAGAAUACAUUGCACGAUUAAGAAAAGUCGUACAUGAUGAGAAUCCUGCUGAAAAUUUGCCUAGUAUUUGGCAAUUUUCAAACUUAAUUAAAAUAUAG